This is a messenger RNA of Orbicella faveolata, 3402 nucleotides long. Its product is annotated as ubiquitin carboxyl-terminal hydrolase 24-like. Gene Ontology annotation, molecular function: cysteine-type deubiquitinase activity; protein binding. The record is from RefSeq and is a predicted model, not a curated record. NCBI's taxonomy places the organism in Eukaryota, Metazoa, Cnidaria, Anthozoa, Scleractinia, Merulinidae. Gene Ontology annotation, biological process: protein deubiquitination. Gene Ontology annotation, cellular component: nucleus; cytosol.
AGUGUGUGCUUUUAUGUAUCUGAAAAAAAUCAGCGUGGUUAGUAACAUUACAUGCGAUAAACUGGUUUUGUCUUUUCACGAAAACGUUUGAAGGUCAAACACUUUUGCUCCUGUUUUUUUUUUUUUAGGUGAUGUCAGCCUACGUUGGUCACUGCUCUGAAGUGCGCAAAAUUUCUUGUCGUGUCUUUUUUUAGCCGCGUAAUAUUACGAAUUUGUUACCUGUUACCUGUUACCUAUUACCUAUCCUCCUCUUACCUCGUGGCACAUAGGGCCUUUACAUAGGUCCUCCACUGUUCUCUGUCUGCUGCAAUCAUCCUUCUUUCCUCCUAUAAUCUCCACCUUGCCUCUUUACGUUCCUUUUCAACUGUUCGUUACGAAUUUGCAGUGCACAUUAUUAUUGUCCCUAUUGUGUGUAGAGUUGUUCAUGAUGUGCUUUUUUUUUUUUUUUCAGAACCCAAACUUCAGACACCCAAUCACUUUCUUUUAAGUGUGAUGCUCAAUGCGCCGCUGCCUUUGUGGACUCCUACAGUUCAUGUGAGAGGAAAAAACUACAGAUUGCAGCGUCACUGUAGCCAGUUCUUUGAUCUCGUCUGUCGACUGUUAGACUACUUGACAGUGACAGAACAAAGACUGAUGAAGAUUGAUCCUACCAAGAUGAUCGAGGGUGAAAUACAAUGGCUUCUGAACUUUGAAUUUGGAACUAAUUUAGAAAACGAAUUUCCCCUGUUGGCUGGUCAUUUGAGAUUAAUCAAAACUCUCUUUACUUGUGAAGGAGUCGACAAGAAAGGCUUAGGAGAGAAGCUAAUAAGAGACCUGUUAGAUGAUUUUCUCUUCCCUGCUUCGAAGCUUAUCUCUAUUAACGGCAAUACUCCAUCUAAAGAAACUGUUAUCGAUGUACACCCAAAGUGUGUAGGUAGAGAGUGUCAAGUGGCUGCUUAUGAUCUUCUGGUAGAACUGGGAGAUGGCUGUCCUGAAAACCUUUUUAACAUUGUAGCACAUUUGAUUUGUAUGCACCAUGUCGAAGAUCCUGGUACACUCAAAGAAUGGGAGUUUCAGCCACCAGUAGCUCCACGGGCACAAUGUGGAUUUGUGGGUCUGAAAAAUGCUGGGGCAACUUGCUACAUGAAUUCUGUUCUCCAACAAUUGUACAUGCAACCAGGACUUAGAGAGGCAAUUCUAUCAUUUGACGAUUCUCAAGAGAAAGAAAGUGUGUUUUUACAAAUCCAGUCUGUCUUUGGCCAUUUGAUGGAAAGCAAGCUACAGUAUUUCGCUCCAGAAGAAUUUUGGAAAUAUUUCAAACUCUGGGGCCAGCCUGUGAAUGUUCGAGAGCAACAGGAUGCUUUUGAAUUUUUUAGUAACCUCACAGAUCAGCUUGAUGAAAUUCUUAAGAAAACAGGACAAGAACAGUUAUUUAAAAAGACAUUUUGCGGCAUGUUUGCUGAUCAGAAGAUUUGUAAAGAGUGUAAUCAUAGGUACGAGAGGGAAGAGGCUUUCCACUCUUUACAAGUGACUGUGAAAAACCUGAAAUUAGAAGACUCCCUAGAACAGUUUGUUAACGGCGAGAUACUUGAAGGAGACAAUGCAUACUUCUGUGAAAAGUGUAACGAGAGGCGGACUACUGUGAAGCGCAUGUGUAUCAAGACCCUACCUCCUGUGCUUGUGAUUCAACUCAAGAGGUUUGGUUACGACUGGGAGGCUGGAAGAGCACUCAAGUUUGACGACCACUUUGAGUUUCCUUGGGUCCUGAACAUGGAGCCCUACACCACAGAUGGAGUGGCAAGACGAGAGUCUACCACCAAUCUACAGGCGCCGGACACAGACAGCGAGAGUGGCAGUAAUACAGAUCUCCACAUGUCUGCCUCGAACUCGUCCCUUCAGUCUAAUGUGUCUAUCAAUGCUCCUGAGAUUCAGUAUGAGCUUGUAGGUGUCAUUGUCCACAGUGGACAAGCGAACGCGGGACAUUAUUACUCCUUCAUCAAGGACAGAAGAAAUGGUACAAAAGAAAAGUGGUACAAGUUCAACGACACUAUUGUAGAAGAAUUUGACAUGAACGAGGACACACUAGAAGCAGAGUGUUUUGGUGGAACAUACAAAGCUACCGUCUAUGAUACUGUCAACAGUUACCCGGAAACUCGUCAUCGCUAUUGGAAUGGCUACAUGCUGUUUUACGAGUCAACUGACAAGCUUAAGUACGACACUGGCAAUGAUGGCCGAGGAAACCUGGUACGACAGGAUGCAGUUAUGGAGGGCCAAAGGUCCUGUCCACCUUCUCCAUCUUCUUCUUCGAUAUCCUCGAGUUCAGGCCCCCCAUCACCCACUCGGACAGAUGGUUUGAGUCAGCUGACAGCUUUACUUCAAAAAGGAGAGCGGAAAGGAAUCUUUAAGGACAAAAUGCCAGCAUCUAUUCAAAGAGUGGUUUACACCGAGAACCUUCAGUUUAUGCGGAACAGGGAUGUUUAUAACGUUGAUUAUUUUAAAUUCAUUCUCAAUCUUGCGUCUUGCAAUGCGAGAAACACGUCAUCUGGUAGGCAUGCGACGCUAUCAGUUUGCAGUCUACAACUGGCGGUCCAGUUCCUCUUUAACACUUACUUUAGGACCACGAAGAAACUCAGGAUCCACACAGAAGAAUGGUGCAGCUGUAUUGGUACCAUAGUAAAGCACAACAGCGAGGCUUGCGUAUGGUUUCUCAACUUCUUAGCUGGAGAAAGAGGCAAAGGUUAUGUCAGACCUUUUCUGUUGGAAUGUCCUUCUCAAGAAGUUCGCUCUGCGUUCGCCAAGAUUCUUGGUCUCACGUUUGAGAGCUUCAUUAACCAUGGAGGAGCUGUGGAAACUGGACAACUUGGUAUGUUGGUAGAGGCUCUUCUACAGAUGUGUGGCCGUGAUGUAGUUGAUAACCAUAAAAGCUGCUCGGAAUACUUCUGGCUUAUGAAUAGAUACGCCAUUAAGAAUCGAAUAACUUGCAGACACCUUAUCGCUCAGGGAGCAUUCUCUAAGUUCUUGCACUUCUUGGUCGGACCUAAUGCUGAAAACGGAUCUAACCGAAGAUGGAGCUCUAUCCAGGCACAGGAGUUUACUCAUCUUUACAGUGUACUUGCCACUCUUGUGUGCUCCUGUGAUGUGUCGUCACAACUUACAGUCGAACCCAGGUCUUUGCGGCCUACUUUCCUGGAAACAGUCCGUGCUGACUCGCUCAUUUCCAUGCCCCCUCAAAUGGAAGAUGCAAUCUUUGGUGUUAAUAGUGACUUUUACAUCAGAGAGGUUAGCACAGCUUUUGUUUUGUUUUGUUUUUGUUUUGUUUUUUUUGACCACUCAGAACAAACAGCCAAGAGGCCGUCUCUCCGCCGCUGUCUAGAACAACAAGGCAUUCGCACCGUCUUUAAAAAGGGUCUUAGCUUCAACUGA